GCGGCGCCUCCCUCCCUCCCCCGCCCGCGCCAUCCAUGCCCGUCCUCGCUCUGUGCUCGAUUAACCCGUGAGGAAGGAAAAUGGCGGACAAAACAGCCCUGUGCCCGGGGAAAGACAGCGUGUGCGGCUCUUGUGAGAGUUCUCUUGAUCAACAAAAAAUCCCUAGCACUGGCAAAACGACUUCCUCAAAGAGAACCCUUAGUAAGAAAGAGCAAGAGGAAAUAAAAAAGAAGGAAGAUGAGAAGGCUGCAGCAGAGAUAUAUGAAGAGUUUUUGGCCUCCUUUGAGGGGGCUGACUCCAGUAAAGUAAAAGCUUUUGUUAGAGGAGGCAUUGUAAAUGCUACAAAGGAGCGAUUCGAGGAACAGAAAGGGAAACUAUACAAGCCUUCUACACGGGUUCCAGAGAUAAAGAACUUAAUGCCAGAUAAAUCAUCUCCACCGUCUUUCAUAUCUGACCCCAAGAAGCCAACCCUAAAGAAAGGUGAAAAGGAGAAGAAGAAAAGUAACUUGGAGCUAUUCAAAGAAGAAUUAAAACAAAUUCAGGAAGAACGUGAUGAAAGGCAGAAAACAAAAGGGAGUAAGGAUGCUCCUUUCAGGCCUAGUCGAUUUGAACCCUUGCCGUCAGAGGAUUCUCCACAAAGUCGUCGCUCUUCUGAAUCUUCUCGGCGAAACAGACAAACAAAUGCACUUGAGGAAUUUACUCCUGGUUCUCAUGACGCGGGAGAUCCGACUACGACUAAUUUGUAUAUUGGUAACAUUAAUCCGAAGAUGAAUGAAGAAAUGCUAUGUCAGGAAUUUGGACGCUUUGGCCCCUUGGCUAGCGUUAAGAUUAUGUGGCCCAGAACGGAAGAAGAAAGAGCCAGAGAAAGAAAUUGUGGAUUUGUAGCCUACAUGAACAGAAGGGACGCAGAAAGAGCUUUGAAAAAUCUAAAUGGGAAAAUUAUAAUGGAAUUUGAAAUGAAAUUGGGCUGGGGGAAAGCUGUGCCCAUUCCACCUCAUCCCAUUUAUAUUCCACCUGCCAUGAUGGAAUUAACCCUACCGCCACCUCCAUCUGGAUUACCUUUCAACGCUCAACCACGGGAGAGACUAAAGAAUCCCACAACACCAGUAAUGCAGCCGAAAAAUCAAGAUGACUUUGAAAAGACUCUGUCGCACGCCAUAGUCAAAGUGGUUAUCCCAACAGAAAGAAAUUUGUUAUGCAUAAUUCAUCGGAUGAUCGAAUUUGUCGUGCGUGAAGGACCCAUGUUCGAGGCAAUGAUCAUGAACAGAGAAAUAAGCAACCCCAUGUUCAGGUUUCUUUUUGAGAAUCAAAGUCCUGCCCAUGUUUAUUACAGAUGGAAAUUGUAUUCCAUAUUACAGGGAGAUUCGCCAACUCGGUGGCGAACCAUAGAUUUCCGCAUGUUCAAGAAUGGUUCGUUUUGGCGACCUCCACCUCUCAACCCAUAUCUGCAAGAAAUAUCAGAAGAAACAGAGGCUCGUGUUGAAGAGAAUGUAAAGAAAGGACAGUUAAAAGAAGAUCAAAGGGAUAAAUUGGAAGAGCUCUUGCGUGGACUGACCCCUCGAAAAAAUGAUGUUGGUGAUGCUAUGGUGUUCUGCCUGAAUCAUGCUGAGGCUGCUGAAGAAAUUGUGGAAUGUAUUGCAGAAUCUUUGUCCAUUUUAAAAACUCCGUUGCCGAAGAAGAUCGCCAGGCUUUAUUUGGUGUCUGAUGUACUGUACAAUUCAUCGGCUAAAGUUGCAAAUGCUUCAUAUUAUAGAAAAUAUUUUGAAUGUAAGCUGUGCCAGAUAUUUGCAAACCUUAAUGCAACUUACAAGUCAAUUCAAGGUCACUUACAGUCUGAGAAUUUCAAGCAAAGAGUAAUGGGUUGCUUUAGAGCAUGGGAAGAUUGGACAGUUUAUCCUGACCCAUUCCUCAUUAAACUACAAAAUAUCUUUCUUGGACUUGUAGAUCUCGAAGAGGAAAGUAAAGAACUCUGCAAACCUCAGAAUAUCUACCUUGGGCUUGUGGAGGUUGAAGAAAUUAAAGAAGUUUCUAAGCGACAGCCUGAACCUGAGGAUCUUGAUGGAACACCGGUAGAGGAUGAACUCGAUGGUGCCCCAUUGGAGGAUGUAGAUGGAGUUCCAAUUGAUUUGAGCGUUGUGAUCGAUGAUUUAGAUGGUAUACCUAUGAAGGUGCUGGAUGAUGACCUUGAUGGGAUUCCUAUCGAUGGCCUUGAAGACUCAAAGAAGUUUCAGUCGGUAUUUAAAGUUGCUCCAUCAAAAUGGGAAGCAGUUGAUGAAGCUGCGUUAGAAUCACAAGCUGUUACUACUUCAAAAUGGGAGCUCUUUGACCAACCGACUGAAUCAGAGGAAGACGAACAACCAGCGGACGGUACAUUAAAAGAAAGUGAUGAUGAAGAUGAUGAUGAUAUUGAUGAUCAAAUGUCCAGAUCAGAAGAGUUGCUUUAUUUUACUAACCCAAUCAAAGAAGAAACAUCAGAACACAGACCUAUUCUCAAGUAUUCAGAAAUGUCUGAAGAAAAGAGAGCAAAGCUUCGAGAAAUAGAGCUUAAAGUAAUGAAGUUCCAAGAUGAAUUGGAAUCUGGGAAAAGGCCUAAAAAGACAGGUCAGACCAUGCAAGAGCAAGUGGAACAUUACAGAGACAAGCUGCUUCAGCGGGAGAAGGAGAAAGAACUGGAAAGAGAAAGGGAACGUGACAAAAAGGACAAGGAGAAAGAUGUUAUUAAAUCUGAGUUUCGUGUAAAAGAUAGGAAAGAAAAAGAGAGCUCCUCCUCCCCUUCAGUCAAAGAAAGAAAAAGGAAACACAGUGCAUCUGUCAGUCCAACUCGUGUGGCCAGGCGUGUGAAAUCACCGUCACCGCGUUCAGAACGGUCGGAUAGAUCACGAACCAAAGACAGCCCACACACUAGAUCAGUGCAAAAAGACACACCUAGAGAUACAAAUAAGAAAUCCAAAAGAUCCCGAUCUGGCUCGAGGACUCCAAAAAGGUCCAAAAGAUCUCGUUCUAGGACACCCAGGAAAUCUUCAAAAAAAUCUAGAUCCCAGUCCAGAUCUCCACAUCGAUCACACAAGAAAUCUAAGAAGAGCAAACACUAGUGAACUGUCCAUCACCUUUUUCUGUAAUUUUGGUUUUGUCCCGUGCCUGAAACAAACUGAGGAAUAUCAUUCCUGGCUUUUUUUUGAAUGCACAUACAUUCAUUAUGAAUAUUCAACUCCAGUCAAUCUGUGUGCUUUUUUGUAUAUGAAAGAAUUUGACUUCUAUAGUGCUUUGGCUUCAUCAACCCCUAAAGUCCCUGUUUGUAGAUUGUGUAAAGACAGACCCCUUUAUGUUAGAUUUCUCAUGAGGAUCCUUGUAUGUCUCUUCCACCAGCAGUAGCAGUAUUGUAUUUGCAGAGGUGUAUGAGGAAGCCUGAAGCAGAAGUGUUAUCCUUUUGUAAUUUUUAACAUUCAAUGAGAGUUGAAUAAAAAUCAGUACAGAAAGUUACAUAAUUUCUUGUUUUAUAAUAAAGUAAAUGCAAUAAUG
Messenger RNA from Leucoraja erinaceus (little skate), 3519 nucleotides. It is a transcript of the gene u2surp, whose product is annotated as U2 snRNP-associated SURP domain containing. NCBI's taxonomy places the organism in Eukaryota, Metazoa, Chordata, Chondrichthyes, Rajiformes, Rajidae. Gene Ontology annotation, molecular function: RNA binding. The record is from RefSeq and is a predicted model, not a curated record. Bases 81 to 3092 code for a protein of 1003 amino acids. The transcript is spliced from 27 exons. Gene Ontology annotation, cellular component: nucleus. Gene Ontology annotation, biological process: RNA processing.